AGGAGAAGAAGAAGAAACGGGACGGUCUUGUUUUUGUAGCCUGUCUCACGCAGCGGCUCUGCUGUAAAAAUGCGCAUCGAAAAGUGUUAUUUUUGCUCGGGACCAGUGUACCCAGGGCAUGGGCAGAUGUUUGUAAGGAACGACUGCAAGCAAUUCAGAUUCUGCAGAUCAAAAUGCCUCAAGAACUUCAAGAAGAAGCGUAACCCAAGAAAAACAAGAUGGACCAAAGCAUUCAGAAAGGCAACAGGAAAGGAGUUGACAGUGGAUAAUGCCCUGGAGUUUGAGAAACGUAGAAAUAUACCUGUUAAAUACAGCAGGGGUCUGUGGGACAAGACAGUGGAAGCAAUGAAGAGGGUGGAAGAAAUAAAACACAAACGACAGGCAAGAUUUAUCAUGAACAGAUUAAAGAAGGGCAAGCAGCUGGAGAAGGAAGAGGCCAUCACCGAAGUCAAGAAAAACAUUCACCUUAUCAAAGCACCACAUGCAGGAAAGGCCAAACAAAUGGAAGCCAAAAUGGUGCAGAAGUUACAAGAGGACGUGGACAUGGGGGAUGAAGAUAACUAAUCUCCUACCCAAGGACUUUUGUGUUGUGAUGACUCUUGUGAGCAGUUGACCUGUUUUGGAAACAAAAUUUCCAGUUGUUGAUGGACACAGUAAUACAUUCAGUUUUAAAUAUUUGUAUGUGGGCUGAAAGCAUCAAUCUGACGAAGAUCUGCCUCCAAAACAGCAGCAAUUAAUCACGUUCCUCCCAUUUAUUUUUUCCCUGUGUGGUGGUUGAGGCUGUAAAGCAUUUAUUCCAUCCUGUUGUAUAAUAAAAUAUAAAGUAAAGCAGAAAAUGUUCAAAAGUAAUCAACAAAAAUAAACAACUUUUCGGUAAUGUUCUCUUUUGAUUCUUAUUUUCUGUGACACUUACCACACUGUAACUAUAGUUUAAUUAAACCACAGUUGUUGCCAAAACAAAUGUAUGUUUUUUUCAGUAUGAAAAACAUGAAACACUUGACUGUUGUUUCUUGUGGAUUUUUGCUGAUGAGCCAUUCAUUUUCAGUGGUCAUUGUGUUGGUAUGAAAGUCAUUAUGGAGGAUGGCUGCAAUGCACACAAAUGGAGUACUGUAUAUCAUGUAAAAUGUAACAACAUAAAUGAAUGAACCUAUA
Messenger RNA from Centropristis striata (black sea bass), 1152 nucleotides. RefSeq names its product ribosomal L24 domain containing 1 (gene rsl24d1). The coding region runs from base 70 to 564 and encodes 164 amino acids. The transcript is spliced from 6 exons. Lineage: Eukaryota; Metazoa; Chordata; Actinopteri; Perciformes; Serranidae. Gene Ontology annotation, cellular component: nucleolus. The record is from RefSeq and is a predicted model, not a curated record. Gene Ontology annotation, biological process: ribosomal large subunit biogenesis.